AUAAAACUAAUGCAGGCUUAUAAUGCUGGGAAAAGUAUAUCUUCUGUUGUACAAUUGCUGUCUGGCCUUUGGUUGGAGUACAGUCCUAUGGUACACUAUAUACGAGCUGUACAGCACUGAGUCAACUACUACAGUGUACAAGAGAGUGGAAGUAGCCCUGAAGUUGUCCCAGUCCCUUGCUGUUCUGGAGAUUGUUCACGCUGCCAUCGGACUUGUCCGCUCCUCUCCUCUUACUACUUUCAUACAGGUUCAAUCUAGACUAGUGGUGCUGUGGUUAGUAUUGGACCCUGUGAAGGAAGUACAAGCUGAUUCUAACGUUCCUAUGAUGAUUAUUGCCUGGUGUGUUGCUGAAAUAGUCAGGUACUUGUAUUAUGCUCUAUCUCUGGUAGACAAAGUACCGUAUGUUCUCACCUGGGCGAGGUAUUCCUUCUUCACAUUCCUCUACCCUAUCGGAGUGUCUGGUGAACUCCUCACUAUUUACAGCGUCCUGCCCUACGUCACUGCCUCUGGAAUGUAUUCUGUCUCCCUGCCCAACAAGCUGAACGUGUCCUUCAGUUACCCGACCUUCCUGAUCAUCUACAUGAUGGGUUACUUCCCCUACCUUCCCAAGCUUUACAUGCACAUGUUGAAACAGAGGGGUAAGAUACUGGGCGGAGCUGCUGCUGAGAAGAAGGAAAGCUAGUCGCUGAGCGGAGCCAGCCAGCUAGUAACCUAGUAACCAGCUAGUAACCAGCUGGUAACCUAGUAACCAGCUAGUAACCAGCUGGUAACCUAGUAACCAGCUAGUAACCAGCUAGUAACCAGCUAGUAACCUAGUAACCAGCUAGUAACCAGUUGGUAACCAGCUAGUAACCAGUUGGUAACCAGCUAGUAACCAGUUGGUAACCAGUUGGUAACCAGCGAGUAACCAGCUAGUAACCAGCUGGUAACCAGCUAGUAACCAGCUGGUAACCAGCUAGUAACCAGCUAGUAACCAGCUAGUAACCAGCUAGUAACCAGCUGGUAACCAGCUAGUAACCAGCUAGUAACCAGCUGGUAACCAGUUAGUAACCAGCUAGUAACAAGCUGGUAACCAGCUAGUAACCAGCUGGUAACCAGCUAGUAACCAGCUGGUAACCAGCUAGUAACCAGCUGGUAACCAGCUAGUAACCAGCUGGUAACCAGCUAGUAACCAGCUAGUAACCAGCUAGUAACCAGCUGGUAACCAGCUGGUAACCAGCUAGUAACCAGCUAGUAACCAGCUAGUAACCAGCUGGUAACCAACUAGUAACCAGCUAGUAACACUCAGAAGAUAGUUCUGAUAGAUGGUCGCUGAGUGGGGGAGGUGGUUUUUGGUAUUAUUAUUGUGUUAUUUAAGUGAUUUUUUGUUUGUGUUUUGAUUAGACUUUCAUAACCGUGCAAAAAUACAUGAGAUAGAGAUUCAAGUUUGUUUUUUAAUCUUUUGGCCAUUUCUCUGACGAGUCGUGUGAAUUUAGGAAAAUGAUAGACUUUUGGUACUUCUGAAUUGGGGUUUGUUGGUUUGAUUAAUGAAUCAAAUCUGUGAUUUGUACUUCUUAUACUUCAGAGUUGUUUGUUAAUUAACU
This is a messenger RNA of Bolinopsis microptera, 1583 nucleotides long. RefSeq names its product very-long-chain (3R)-3-hydroxyacyl-CoA dehydratase 2-like. The transcript has 4 exons. Gene Ontology annotation, biological process: sphingolipid biosynthetic process; very long-chain fatty acid biosynthetic process; fatty acid elongation. The record is from RefSeq and is a predicted model, not a curated record. Gene Ontology annotation, cellular component: endoplasmic reticulum membrane. Bases 23 to 682 code for a protein of 219 amino acids. Lineage: Eukaryota; Metazoa; Ctenophora; Tentaculata; Lobata; Bolinopsidae. Gene Ontology annotation, molecular function: 3-hydroxyacyl-CoA dehydratase activity.